Molecule: messenger RNA, 822 nt
Organism: Phycomyces blakesleeanus NRRL 1555(-)
Lineage: Eukaryota; Fungi; Mucoromycota; Mucoromycetes; Mucorales; Phycomycetaceae
Exons: 4
Coding region: 1-822 (273 amino acids)
Cellular component (GO): cytoplasm; nucleus
Molecular function (GO): protein serine/threonine phosphatase activity
Source: RefSeq, a predicted model, not a curated record
AUGGAGAUAUUUCUUGGUCAGCCUACUCUACUAGAGCUGUCUCCCCCGGUCAAGAUUGUCGGUGAUACACAUGGUCAGUACACAGAUCUAAUUCGAUUAUUUGAGAUGGGCGGGUUCCCGCCAAGUUCAAAUUACCUCUUCCUUGGUGACUAUGUUGAUCGUGGCAAGCAAAGCCUAGAGACAUUUUUGUUGUUACUGUGUUAUAAGAUCAAGUACCCAGAAAACUUCUUCCUUUUGAGAGGAAAUCACGAGUGUGCCAAUGUAACAAAAGUCUAUGGAUUUUAUGAUGAGUGCAAGCGAAGAUUGAGCUCAAGGAUGUGGCGUGUAUUUGUGGAUGUAUUCAAUACAUUGCCAAUUGCUGCUCUGGUGGCAGGCAAGAUAUUUUGCGUUCAUGGUGGACUUUCUCCAUCUCUAAAGGAUAUGGACGAGAUUCGGAAUAUCCCGAGACCUACCGAAGUGCCUGGAUACGGCCUUCUUAACGAUCUUCUCUGGUCAGACCCUUCAGAAGCAACGGCUGAAUGGGAAGAUAAUGAGCGCGGGGUAUCCUAUUGCUUUGGUACAAAGGUCAUUGAUGAUUUUCUCAACAAAUUUGAUCUUGACCUUGUUUGUCGUGCACAUAUGGUUGUCGAGGAUGGUUAUGAGUUUUUCAAUGAUCGAACCCUUGUAACAGUGUUUUCUGCACCAAAUUACUGUGGUGAAUUUGACAACUUUGGGGCAAUUAUGAGCGUAAAUGAAGAGCUCUUGUGUAGUUUUGAGCUUCUCACACCAGCAGAUCACCCGCUUGCAAAGGAGCGACUAAAAGCCCAGGAGCAGGCAAGGUAA